AAAAAUAGAAAAUAAUUUCAGUAUAUUGUGUAAACUACCACUUUAGUAUAACUACGUCCCCGCAAAUAGACUAAUAAUAUCUUAAUUUGUUCACAAGACUAAAUUAUUGAAAAAAUUCAAUUACAAUAAGCAAUUGAACAAUUAAACUCAAUUAUAAAGCAUCAAGUAACAUGCUAAAUAAAACUGUUCAUUUUUAUAGAUAUUUCCUAAUGAGAAAUUCUCUUUUAAUGGGUAUCAAGAACCGCAGUUACGCUCUAACUGGUAAUACUAAAACAUCUUCAGAUUCGGAUCUAGAUUUGAUGAGAAGCCGUCUUAUAUAUCAAUCUAGAAAAAGGGGAAUAUUAGAAAAUUGUAUAAUCUUUACUACAUUUGCCGACAAAUAUGUAAAGACAUUCAAUUGUGAACAAUUACAAAAGUAUGAUGCAUUGAUUAACAGUAAAUUCGAUGAAUGGGACUUAUAUGCUUGGUCUAUUGGAUCUAAACCGGCCCCACAAGAAUUUGACAAUGAUAUAUUGACACUUUUGAAAAAUCAUGUACAAAAAAAAUCAUAAUGUAAAGUAGUAUAAAUAUUGUAUGUUAUUACCUAUUCACAUAAAAGUAUGUUGUGUUAUGAUAGAAUAUUUUGUUGCAUCAGAAACAGGUAAACAAUAAGUCAUGUCUUUUGACUAAAGCUUUGUUAUUAACUUAUGAAUUAACUUGUUUUUUCCUCAAACAAUUACAACCCAAUUUUUAUCAAAAACACUACUUAUUUAAUAAAAUAUUGUAAUAAUUUAAGUGUUAUGUAAACCUAUUAUU
This is a messenger RNA of Rhopalosiphum maidis (corn leaf aphid), 795 nucleotides long. RefSeq names its product succinate dehydrogenase assembly factor 2, mitochondrial-like. NCBI's taxonomy places the organism in Eukaryota, Metazoa, Arthropoda, Insecta, Hemiptera, Aphididae. Gene Ontology annotation, cellular component: mitochondrion. Gene Ontology annotation, biological process: mitochondrial respiratory chain complex II assembly; protein-FAD linkage; tricarboxylic acid cycle. The record is from RefSeq and is a predicted model, not a curated record. The transcript has 2 exons. The coding region runs from base 171 to 551 and encodes 126 amino acids.